AAAAGAGCAAUUUACUCUCCACAUGCAUCCAUCAAACCUUCCCAUGCACCCGAUCCAUUAAACGUCCGCUCUCGAUUUCUCGAUCAACUUCCUGAGCUCGUCCGCCACCUCAUCGCCCUCGUCCUCCUCCAUCCUUAUCUUCUUGCUCAGCUCUUUGACCCUAACCCUAAACCCCUCCCCACCAAAAACAACCUCUUCUAUAGCUCUCGCCACUUUUUCCCCGUCAAACUCCCCGUUCUCGCCCCUCCCGACCUCCACACCGACCCCCGCCUCCACCGCCAUCCGGCAGUUGAGCGGCUGGUCGUACUUCAACGGGACCCCCAAAACCGGAACCCCCCAACGCUCGGGUGCGCGAGUAUCUCCGUUUGUGGGGCCCACUCUCAAAGGAUCAUUCCUCGACCGCUCGUCGUCGCCCGGGCGGUCCUCCAUCCCGACGGGCGAUCGAACGACCCAUACGAAGUCGACCCUCGCCAACUCGAGCCCUCUCGCCAGCUGGCGAAUUUGGUCCCCCGAGAGGUAGCUUUCGCUCCCAAACGAGACGUAGAGAGUCGAGUGCGGUGCUUUCUUGUCGAGCCACUCGAUGAUGGGUUUGGGUUCCGAGACGUAAUCGGGGUCCGUGACGAGCGGGCCCGUGCGCACGAUUUUCUUUUGGAAAAGGGACGAGAGAUAGUCGAUGUACUUGCUCUCGAUCGCUCGGCACACGCCAAACAUGAACUCGUCCUCGACUGCCAAGGCCGCGUCUUGGGGGAAUUCUUUGGCGUACUCGAUCGCGGCCUUCAACUCGUAGUCCUUGAGGCAUAUGGAGGGGUAGAAUGGGAAAUUGUUGAACUUCCCGUGCGAGUGGUGGUGGUGGUUGAACGAGAGUCCGGCCGAGCUGGACGUGAGGAAAUAGACGGAGGGAAUGUUUUUCGACGCGGCGAGCUUUGCAGACCACGGCUGAAACAAGUCGAAGAUGAGCAAGUCGGGGUU
Molecule: messenger RNA, 969 nt
Organism: Striga asiatica
Lineage: Eukaryota; Viridiplantae; Streptophyta; Magnoliopsida; Lamiales; Orobanchaceae
Source: the annotation of a GenBank genome assembly